AUGGCUUCAUCAAACAGACACUGGCCUAGCAUGUUCAAGUCCAAGCCUGCAAACUGCAGCACCCACCACCAAUGGCAGCAUGACAUCAACCCUUCUCUCGUUUCAAAUGGAUGUCACCGACCAUCUUACUCCUCAGUCGCUGGGUGUGAAGAAAGAAGUCCGGAGCCAAAGCCUAGAUGGAACCCAAAACCAGAGCAAAUUCGCAUCCUCGAAGCCAUCUUCAACUCUGGGAUGGUGAACCCUCCGAGGGAUGAGAUUAGGAAGAUCAGGGCUCAGCUGCAAGAGUAUGGCCAAGUUGGGGACGCCAACGUUUUCUACUGGUUCCAGAACAGGAAAUCACGAAGCAAGCACAAGCUUCGCCACCUCCACAACUCAUCCAAACAACAACAAACCCAUCACCACACCCACCUUCCUCUCACCACACCCGUCUCCACAAGCACUCUCAACAUCAUCAAUGCUGCUGCCCCUUCUUCCUCCUCAUCCUCCUCUGAAAAAUCAUCUCCCAAAUCAGCACCAAACAACAAGGCCUUCUCCAUGGGGUUCUCCAACGUUUCUGCUCAUGACGUUUCAAUUAACUCUCCAACUGCUUCUGUGAACCAGCAGCGCAGCUUCUUUCAGCCUCAUCAUCAGCAUCACAGCGAGGUCUUGCCCGAACCCUUCCUUUUUCCGAUGCAUCCGAAUCCGAAUUGCAAUUUCACGCAAGGGUUUUGCUUCUCUGAGCUGUCUAAUGUGGUUGAUGUUCCCAACCAUGGAACUCAUGAGCAAACUAAUAACAACACUGGGCCUUGCACAAGCCUGUUGCUGAGUGAGAUCAUGAGCCAUGGGGCAGCAAUGUCAAGGAAAGAAUACCAUCAAGAAGAUGAGAUGAAGGUCAUGAACAUGAAGAACAUGGACCCACACCACCUCAAUUACAGUCUCAAUGUCACCACCACAUCUCCAACAAGCCAUACUAAUAUGGUUGCUUCUCACACCACUGGCCCCACUACUAGUGUUGCUGUUCCAUCCCCCAUGAUUCACAACAUUCAAGGUGGUGUUGGGGAAGCGGGUGCAAUGGGCGCGGGAGGUGCGGAGAAAUCAACGGUGUUCAUAAACGACGUCGCAUUCGAGGUGGGUGCGGGUCCCUUCAACGUGCGUGAGGCUUUCGGGGAUGACGCCGUCCUCAUUCACUCCUCUGGUCACCCCGUUCUCACCAAUGAGUGGGGUCUCACCCUCCACUCUCUCCACCACGGCGCUUUCUAUUACCUCGUAAUUAAUUUUAAUUAA
Messenger RNA from Prunus armeniaca (apricot), 1263 nucleotides. The record is from the annotation of a GenBank genome assembly. NCBI's taxonomy places the organism in Eukaryota, Viridiplantae, Streptophyta, Magnoliopsida, Rosales, Rosaceae.